This is a messenger RNA of Sitodiplosis mosellana (orange wheat blossom midge), 2071 nucleotides long. RefSeq names its product origin recognition complex subunit 3-like. The transcript is spliced from 4 exons. Lineage: Eukaryota; Metazoa; Arthropoda; Insecta; Diptera; Cecidomyiidae. The record is from RefSeq and is a predicted model, not a curated record. The coding region runs from base 305 to 1972 and encodes 555 amino acids.
AGUCGAGCCGAGCGAUGCAUGAACACUGACACAUUUGACAUUUGAUUAACGCGUUGUUCGGGCUGCUUUUCAGGCACUCGAACGCCAUCUGUAUCUCAUUUUGGGCAAUUCAACCAACUGAAAUGUAAGACAUUCGGUUGACAUUUCUCUCGUCAUAUUAAGUUUGCUGUAUCAUCUGUUGGGUUUUUUGUUUGCAAUCGAAUUUGCUUUGAAUCUAAAGUAGAAAAUCAAAUUGGAUUUUUUCAGUCAUUUUGAAAUUUUCAAACCAAUUGUUUUUUUAUGAAGAUAGAUUCAAGCAAAAACCAUGUUUAGUGGUGGAUUAGCGUUCCUGAAUAAAGAAGACAAUGAUUUUGAUCACUUCCUUGUUGGUGCCGCCUCGAAUGAAAAAUCUAAUUUGGCCGACAUAUUCGAAGCGGAUGAAUUAGAAACACCGAACGAAGUGAAUCCAACGUUAAAAUACAUUCCACCAAAAUCAAAGCAACCACUGAAAACGACAGAAAAACCGACAUGGAAUGUGGUGAUUGCAAAAAUCGUUGGCGCAUUCAAAUUGGUGAACUAUGCAAAUACGUCGCUCGGGCAACUUGGUUUGGCCUUGUUGAAAAAUUCAACUGAUGACACUUCAAAGUUGAUUCUUUACAAGACGAAAGAACACAUUUUGUCGACGCUUUUGUUAAACAAGUCGUCACAAGUGUACUGGAAGCCGCCAUAUUUUCAAUACCACGAUGAUUUAAAUGGGUUUUACAGUUUACUUUUUGGUUCUGAUACCGAUUCCAAUGACUUUUUCGCAAAGUUGGAAGAAGCGUGUACUAUUGAUCGGGCAAAUAUAGUAAAACCCGACGCGGAUGACACAAAGGAAAAGGCAAUUGAAUCACAAAAGUUACAACAAAUAAACUCCAAAGUAACCGAAACGGCUGAACUACAAACCGAUAAUAACGAUAAGGUUGAUGGAACCAACACAACUAGCCAUUCAAGUGCCAAGACAAAAAGCGAUGUUGUGUAUCGUGUAGCUAAGAUUGGGCAUCAGCUUCCAAAAAUCAAGCCGGUAGCAGAUGACGACAGCGACUCAACUUCCUUUUCAGAUACGGAGAAAAUUCCCAAUAUGCUACCGAUCAAACCACCUUACAACAUCUCAGAAAAGCCGGCCGCAUUGGCACCAACUCAAAUUCCACCAAAGCCUGCAAAUAUCUCAGUGGCUCUACAGCCAUCAUUUUGGUCGCCAUCACCAUCAUCAUCCACAUUCGACUUGAACACUUUUGCCGCCGAAAAUCGAAUUCAACACACUGAAGUUCGAAUGAACAUAUCGAAGCUGGACUCAAAACUUGAUCGAGUUCUUGAUAACAUUGAACGUCUACGCUUAAAUUCAUUGAAUCCUGCCGAUGCUCCUGAUAAUAAAGAAGAAGAAAUCAUAAAGUUGGAAGAGAAAGUACUGGAACUGAAGAAAGAGAAUCGUUUGCUGAAACUACAGUUGACGGAAAAAGAUCAGGCGAAAAAAGACACGAAUGAUAAAGAGAAGGAGGAGUUGUUGGCAUUACAACAGAGCAACGAUGAGAAGGAGCUCAAAAUCAUCGAACUAACGGGCAAAUUAGAAGAAGUAGAACAUACUCUCACUACUGACAUCGAAGCCAAGGAGAAGGAAAAAGUUGCGCUCACGGAAAAGUACACAAUUGAAAUGGGAAAUUUACGUGAAGAACUUGAAAAGAAACGGGCUGAGUUGGACGAAGCACAACAACAACAGCAACAGCAACAACAAGAGCAACAGCAACAGCAACAGCAGCAACAGCAACAACAACCAACAAGCAAUAAAACUGGCAAUGCAAACAAUGGCGAAAUGAUUCGGGGCAUAAUGAAUCAAUUCUACGUCAAAUUAUACCAAAGUAUUGAAGGAAAAGAAACAAUGAAGUCGUCUGAUAUACUGAAACUAACGGCGGAAAUCAUUCGAAAAGAAACAAAGGCUGCGUUAAACUCGAAUUGAUUAUUAUCGUUGUGAACGGCUGUUUAUUCCAUUUCGAAUUAAUAUUAAGUUAAGUUUAUCAUUUGCGAUUAAAUUUUACCGUUACAUUUUUUAAAAAAA